Molecule: messenger RNA, 1392 nt
Organism: Aspergillus nidulans FGSC A4
Lineage: Eukaryota; Fungi; Ascomycota; Eurotiomycetes; Eurotiales; Aspergillaceae
Exons: 2
Coding region: 43-1392 (449 amino acids)
Source: RefSeq, a predicted model, not a curated record
UUUACCCCCAGAACGCCAUGCAAGUCGGAUGAGGUCGGAAACAUGAGUUCAACUCGCCCUCAAACAGCUCCACCAUUCGGAUUUAUCGCCGAUAUACUCUUCCAAAUCAUCGUCAAUGGUGAAGUCAACACUGUGUUGACCCUCUGCCUUCUCAACAGGGCCACGUAUGAUACCAUCAAGGUCUUGGAACCGUACAUCUGCAAGUGCUUUAUGCGCCUCCAUGGCAUUGAUGCCUUCAGUCCAAUAUUCCCCCUCGACUCAGGGAUGGGUCAGCAAAGCGCGCUGACCGUGCAUGCCCUUGUGAGAUCCUUGUAUCGCCAUGAGCUCGCACGCCGCUUGUCCCGUCACAUCGUCCCCGCCGUAUGGGGGCCGUUCUACGACGAUGACAAGGUGGAUAUGAAUUUCGAGGCCGAACGCAAGCUCUCUAGACGUUUAGAACGGGGCCUCCACGUGCUCUUUCACAUGGCCGACAUCGCACGCGACAUCAAACGAGAACCCCAGGAACUUCAGAAACCCUCGUCCUCUUCAUCGUUUGUCUCAAAACGCUUCACUGUCCUCACAAAGCUCCUCGAAGAUUACGAUGACUUUGACCCUGACUUUAACUUCGCCUUUCCGCUUAACAAGGCCAGGACCAAUAACAAACACAAAAAGAAACAAAACCUCCUGAUCCCCCCAUCCUCAUCCACUCCAUCAUCGUCACUGGACAUCAACCACAUCCACACAAAACAUCACCUCACAGCUAUCCUUAAAUGGGGCCACGCCGAGUUCGAAAUCGGCAAGCGCCGCCUAGAGUUCCGCUCCAAUUACCUUACCGACACCCUCGAGGUUGACUUCCAUUGUACCCUCCGAAUGCUCCGCGAACUCCUAGAACGCAUGCUCCUCCACCACGGGCCGAAAUUCUGGCACAGAGACACAAGAAACGAGUACAGUGUUGUAUCAUGGUUCCUUCUAAACCAAACACCGCGAAGCCUGGCAAAACUCCUCCUUACGCCGCAGGAUGAAUGCUGCCACUAUAGCCACUAUGCCGAUGCUUCGGACACGAGUGCAAGCAAAAGCACAGGCACAAGAAAUUGUGUCUUUUCCGAUCCCCUUGACGAGUAUUGGGAUGCGUGGAAGGAUACCCCUGAUAUUCGCUACUCUAGCCUCGGCACCCCCAUCUCUACUGUGCCAAAGGCAGCCGAAAUCCCGGGGACAAGGACGGGCUCAGAGACGGGAACAAACUGCAACUGCAAUCGGCUCAUUCGCAGCUGGAGCGUAAAGCCCGCACUGUUCGACAACCGGGGCCGAGAAUACAAUCGAACUGCGGAGCGGUACCUCAAGGAGAUGUGGAGCCAAAGACAUGUUGGAUUGCAUGAGGCGUUUAGGAUGGGUGUUAUGGCGACAGUGCUCUAG